This is a messenger RNA of Drosophila guanche, 405 nucleotides long. RefSeq lists its product as uncharacterized. The coding region runs from base 12 to 263 and encodes 83 amino acids. NCBI's taxonomy places the organism in Eukaryota, Metazoa, Arthropoda, Insecta, Diptera, Drosophilidae. The record is from RefSeq and is a predicted model, not a curated record. Gene Ontology annotation, cellular component: mitochondrial inner membrane. The transcript has 2 exons. Gene Ontology annotation, biological process: mitochondrial respiratory chain complex IV assembly.
AUCGGUGAGUGAUGAACAAUUCCAACGGAACACUGUGGCGUUUGGUAUUUUUUAGCACAUUUCGGCGGGACCAGAUUAAAAUGGCAGCUCUGCGUGGAUGGAAAUUCGUUGGCUUCGUGUCCUGCAUUGUAGGAGCCAUUGGCUUGGCGGUGUACCCGGUUAUAUUGGACCCAAUGCUCAACACGGACAAGUACAAGUCGCUCCAGGAGUACAGCAAAAUAAAAAGGGACGAGCUGCAGCAUACGGUUAAGAGAAGGGAAUGAUAAGGACCGAAUAUCCAUAAUAAUAAGUGUGCUUAUACAACCUAUACCACAGAUGCUAAGAACAAGAUGUGGUAGUUUCCAAACAACCACACAUUUAAAUUAUGCUGGUUAGAUAAAUAUAAUGAACCUAAUGUUUGUAUAA